Molecule: messenger RNA, 1438 nt
Organism: Peromyscus maniculatus bairdii (prairie deer mouse)
Lineage: Eukaryota; Metazoa; Chordata; Mammalia; Rodentia; Cricetidae
Source: RefSeq, a predicted model, not a curated record
GCCUAGGUCCGGGUACUUAAAGCAGCGCGGGCGGGCUAAGGCGGGCGGGCGGCCCAGUCCGGUGGCGGCAGAUGCACCCAGCGGUGGCAGCCGCCGGCGGCGCGCAGGUGACCGGCCUGCAGCGCAGCCUGGUCAGGGAGUGCCCUGGGAGAGCUGGCAGGAGCUGGAGACCGAUCCGCCCCCAGCGUGCGCGCGUCUCGGCGCCAGGAGCCGUCCCGGGGCGUGUUGGCGAGCGCUGAUAUAGAUAUAAGGACAUUUCUCUCCAUGGCGUCACGUGACAUAAUUACCACCAGAAUCAAUCAAGAUGAAUUGCACGUCAGCGCCCGGUGGGGAUUUUUGCUUAGUUGAUCCUGGCCCAAGCCUCUUGUGCAAUCGAUGGCUCAGGUUGGAGGCGCGGGGAGCGGCCCGAGGCUUGCCGGCGUGCACGCCGCGCAGCCAUGAACGACUUUGACGAGUGCGGCCCGAGCGCAGCCAGCAUGUACCUGCCGGGCUGCGCCUACUACGUGGCCCCGUCGGACUUCGCCAGCAAGCCGUCGUUCCUCUCGCAGCCGUCCUCCUGCCAGAUGACUUUCCCCUACUCGUCCAACCUGGCGCCGCACGUCCAGCCCGUGCGGGAGGUGGCCUUUCGCGACUACGCCGGCCUGGAGCGCGCCAAGUGGCCGUACCGUGGCGGCGGCGGUGGCGGCGGGGCGGCGGAAGGCGGCGGUGGCGAAGUCGAGGGCCCCCCGGGGGAGGCGGGGGCCGAGAAGAGCGGAGGCACAGUGGCCCCCCAGAGGUCCCGGAAAAAGCGCUGCCCCUACACCAAGUACCAGAUCCGCGAACUGGAACGCGAGUUUUUCUUUAAUGUAUACAUAAACAAAGAGAAAAGACUCCAACUCUCUCGGAUGCUCAACCUCACUGACCGGCAAGUCAAAAUCUGGUUCCAGAAUCGCAGGAUGAAAGAAAAGAAACUGAACAGAGACCGUCUGCAGUAUUUCACUGGAAACCCCUUAUUUUGAGAGCUCCAGGAAGCGCCCCCUCCCCAGAGCCCCACUCACCCACCCUCCUCCCCACCAGCCUGCCCUCCGCGGGCCCAAUGUCCUUGGGUUCAAUGACGCCUCUUCUCUGUGGAACUUCACGAUUCCUUCUGGCGGUCAACUCGGGACCUCCCAGCGACCACUGCAGCCUGAGGACGAGGCCGGGGACUUGGCCGAGCGGAUCCUAAUAAGGGGAAAAUGGUAAAUGCAAUCGUCCCUUUAUAAUUUUACCGCCAAUGUGCCGUUGUUGCUUGCCCCUCUCCGAGUCCUGGUGGAUGCGGCGGGAUCUGUAGGGAGCUAGGCCAAGGGGCUAGAAGGAGUCGGUGUUUUGUUUCGAGUUUAAGAAAUCCCUUUCUUCCCCCUCAGUGAACACAGAUUAUUUAAACUCUGGGAAAUGUACCUUUGGGCAUGAGUCACUUGUC